GAUAACGACGAGUCGUGUUUUGAUUGGUUUGUUUACAUUCCUUUUUUUCUUCAAAAACUACAACAGAAACCUUUAAAAUGAAUCCGAGAAUUGAGUCACGGCUUCCAAAAGAUGGAUGGUACAAAAGAAUAGACGAAGCAAAGUACGCUGUAGAACUGAAAAAACUACAAGACAUCAUGGACUACAUAGGAAACAAUUGUUAUGGAGCCGAAUUGAAAUUGACUCUUUUUGUCGCCGCUGCAAUUACAUAUCGUUAUGAUUCCUGCUGCAUUCCAUUCCCCGAAAAAUUUAAAAUUAAUAAUUCCGAAAAGGAUAUCGAUAGAUUGUUGAAAGCAAUUGACGGUACGCCGCGUUUCAUUGAACUCAUGAAAUACCGGACAGCAAAAGAAGUGCUUGGAAGGGAUAUUAUUCCUUUCGAUUCCAUUGAUUUACUUUAUUGGCUGUUCAUUGAAAUGAAAGAAUUUGUUUUGAAACAUGAUUAUUGCCCUCGUCGCUUGACAAAGCUUCUAAAAAGCACGGAAUGGGAGAGAAAUAAGCCACAGUACAUUUUCAAAGUUGAAUAUGACAAAUACUCGCGAGGUGAACAUACAUUUUUCAAUAACUAUAUUAAUAGGGAAAUUUCGAGAUGUUUCGCCUUGCAUGGCACCAAAUUGCACAACUUGCACAACAUUUUGCAUCACGGAUUGCAACAACAUCUCAGCAAGAACGCCCUUUUCGGCGAAGGCUUGUACUUGAGCCCGGAGCUGAGUGUCAGUCUUCCCUACAGUCGAAACGGAUUGGGAUGGAACAAGUGCAAGUUCGGCGAUAGUAUGUCCAUUGUCACGUUAUGUGAGGUCAUUGAGGAUCCCCGAUAUGUGUCAACGUGUAACAUUAAGAAACCCGAAAAUAAAGAUUUGCCCGAGAAAUAUAUCGUUUGUACGAACAACGAAAUGGUUCGGGUGCGAUAUUUGCUCGUUUAUGCCAACAAAACGAGCAAUCAUGUUAGUGCUUUGAAGGAGAAUAAUUGGAAAAGUUGGUUGAAUUGGCGAACGAUGGCAGUUUUGUAUUUGAUCAUUUUGAUCUUUAUUGGCUUUAAAGAUUCGGCUUAUUUGAAUUAUUUGAAGAAAAUUUUUUUCCAAAAGGUGCAAUCUACUUUAAAAGUAUUUCUGGGCACGGGACGAGAGUAGAAAAUAUUUACAGGAAUUUUACAUUUUUAUAUUGAUGAAGCAUUUAUAGCUCAGAGGAGAUAUUGAAUAAAA
Culicoides brevitarsis is the source of this 1238-nucleotide messenger RNA. Its product is annotated as protein mono-ADP-ribosyltransferase PARP16-like. Lineage: Eukaryota; Metazoa; Arthropoda; Insecta; Diptera; Ceratopogonidae. Gene Ontology annotation, biological process: endoplasmic reticulum unfolded protein response. The transcript has a single exon. Gene Ontology annotation, cellular component: endoplasmic reticulum tubular network; nuclear envelope; membrane. Gene Ontology annotation, molecular function: kinase binding; protein serine/threonine kinase activator activity; NAD+ poly-ADP-ribosyltransferase activity. The record is from RefSeq and is a predicted model, not a curated record. Bases 78 to 1166 code for a protein of 362 amino acids.